ACAGCUUCUCAUCCACCAUUCCAUAAACAACAAUGGCUACAAGCAAUAAGCUCACGGCUCUUGCAUUGUUAGUUCUGCUUAGCAUUAGCUUCUGCCUUUCCUUCGCAAGGUCCAUGAAGCAGGCUAGCAAGCCAAAAUCAAGUUCUGGCUACCACGUAACUGAUGAUGGCGACGGAGGGGACGGUGGCGGCGAAGGUGGCAGCGGUAAUGGCGAUGGCAGCGGUGGUGAUGGUAAUGGCGAUGGCAGCGGUGGUGAUGGUACUGGCGAUGGAGGUGGUAACAGCGGUGGCGGUGAUGGUGGAAGCAGUGGCGAUGGCGGCAAUGGUGGUGGAGAUGGCAGUGGUGGUGGUGGAGAUGGUGGCGGUGGUGAUGGCGGCGGUGGCGACGGAGGUGGCCGCCGUUAAUGGCUUCGUAGAAGCAGGAGGUUGCUGCGGCCACCAUCCUUGUGGUGGUGGUUUAGUCCAUAGUAGAGGGCUGUGGAAGUGGCUGCUUUCAGCUAUUGUCCUUCCUCAUAAAUAAAAGUUUCAUGUCAUAGCCUCCUACCUAAAGCUACCGAAGAAUAAGACCCAGAAAAGGUCAAUAUUGUGUGGUGGUAUAUUUGUAACAGUUCGAUGAAAUAAUGUGUGACUUGGUGAGCUUUCAUGAGAUAUAUGUAUUACUUAUAUAUAAAAUAAGAAACCUUCUGCUUCUGCUUCUGCU
Dendrobium catenatum is the source of this 699-nucleotide messenger RNA. Its product is annotated as putative glycine-rich cell wall structural protein 1. The coding region runs from base 33 to 404 and encodes 123 amino acids. NCBI's taxonomy places the organism in Eukaryota, Viridiplantae, Streptophyta, Magnoliopsida, Asparagales, Orchidaceae. The record is from RefSeq and is a predicted model, not a curated record. The transcript has a single exon.